AUGAGCAUGAAGCCUAGGAAACUCGUAUUCGAGGAAGUGUGGACCAACCUCAGGAAAACCGUUAAUUCACUCAUGACUGGCAAAGUGGAUCGAGAAGCCUGGCACAACAGUUAUGGGGACGUCUAUCACCUUUGCGUGGCGACCCCUGAAUCUCAGGCUGAGAAGCUCUACGAGGCUACGAAGCAAUAUUUGAAUGAGCACGUUCAUAAUCUGCACGCGGAGGUGGUCCGACGAGCUGAACAGGUCGGGUUCUUGGCCGCUUAUCAUGAGCAGUGGAUAGAAUACUCACAAGGAUUGAGGAAUUUGAACACCCUUUACAUCUACCUCAACAUCGAACACGUGAGGAAGAAGCAAGCGGAGGAGGCGGGUGCCUACUUCGAUACACUGCAGGAAACCGAGAAGCGUCUCGAGAUCGGCGCCCUCGGACUGGAAAUCUGGAUGAACACUAUGAUAAUACCCCAGAAGGACAUACUACUGCCCUUGAUCUUGAAGGUCGUCCAUGACGACCGGAGCGGCAGUCAAGAUGACAGUGACGCGCGAUAUGUCAAGGAUAUCGUGGGAUCUUUCGUGUCGAUGGAAUGCCACGAAACGGGAUCUAAGGAAUUGCGCUUUUACAAGAAAUUCGAAGCUCGAUAUCUUGAAGAAACUAGUAAAUACUACUCGAAUAUAUCUUCAACUCUGAUCGAAAACACCUCUUGCUCUGAAUUCAUGGUGCAGGUCUUGAGAUAUGUCGACCAGGAAGACCAGCGCUCGAGAAAGUUUUUGGACCAAUCGUCUUUCAAAGCUGUCAUCAAAGAGUGCGAGAAAGUCAUGGUCGGCGAUCACCUCAAAAUCAUAUACCAAGAGGCGAGGACCAUGGUCGCUGAACUCAGAAGCGAAGAUCUCCGCAACAUGUACAAACUAUUGAAACCCUUGGAUCAAUCCGCGAUGCUCCCUGUCAUAAAAGAUCUCCAGACGCGCAUCGAACAGAUCGGCUCCGACCUGCUACAGCACAUCGACAAUGACAAUGUUGCUCAAAGCUUCGUAGAAGCAGUUCUCAGAGUCUACGACGAUUUUCAUCGUCUCGUAUCGGAUGUUUUCAAAAAUGACCAGCAGUUCGUUACGGCGUUGGAUCGCGCAUGCAUCUCAGUCAUCAAUUCGAAGCACUCAAAGCUUUCCUACAAAGCUCCCGAACUACUGGCUAGGUAUUGCGACCAGAUUCUGAAGAAGGGCCCACGAUAUCCCCAGGAGCCAGAGUUCGAAAGCAAGUUGCUGAGAACGAUCAUAGUUUUCAAGUACCUUGAUGAUAAAGAUCUUUUCCAAAGAAGCUAUUCGAAGCUACUCGCGAAGAGAUUGAUCCACGGCCUAUAUGCUUCACUCGCAAAUGAAGAGUCCAUGCUCCUAAUGCUCAAACAGGCAUGUGGGCAUGAGUACACUUCGAAAAUGCAUCGAAUGUACACCGAUAUGUCUGUGAGCGAUGAGCACAAUGUCAAGUUCGCCGAGUACCUCCGGGAAGCUCCGCACAUGAACCUGGAUCUGGGGCUCAAUUUUUACGCAUUGGUUCUACAAGCUGGAGCUUGGCCAAUGCAGAAUGUAGCGGUUUCUCCUUUCAUAGCUCCGCCUCAAUUGGCGAGAUGCAUGCUUGCCUUCGAGUCAUUUUACAAGGAAAAAUUCAACGGCCGAAAACUCACGUGGUUGCAUCACUUGUCGAACGCUGAUAUUCGACUCAACUAUCCCAAGGGGCGAUCGUAUGUGAUGUCUACAUCGACGUUCACCUUGGGUGUUGUCCUCUUGUUCCAAACCGAAGACCGUUUGACCUACGAUAUGUUGAGGAGAGGGACGAAUCUACAAGACGACUAUCUCGUCAAAUCUUUGCAAGCUCUAGUCGAGACGAAGGUUCUGCUGGAGGUUUGUGAUACGGAACAGGGCGACUCUUCGAAUAGAGCCUCUAAGACGCCGUAUGGACCAGAUACAGUUUUCGUUUUGAACUUCGAUUUCGCGCAUAAACGUACCAAGUUCAGGGUGAUAUCCGCACCCGUGAAGGAACAGGUAACGGCUCAAGAACAAGAGCAAACAGUGGCGUCCCUCGAAGAGGACCGAAAGGCCUAUCUGCAAGCCCUCAUCGUCCGACUUAUGAAAACGCGGAAAGUCCUAAAACACAACGAGCUAGUCGAGCUCGUCAUAUUCCAAGCUUCAGAAAGAUUCCGGCCAAACGUGACGAUGAUAAAAAAGUGUGUGGAAAGUCUCAUCGAGAAGCAGUACCUCGAAAGAAUGCCAAAUUCUGCCGACGAGUACAGUUAUGUUGCGUAAGGACUUCUCUAAAUGUUGUAAUGCCAUGACAGACGAGUGAUUUUUGUGGAAUUCUGGUCCCUUGUAGAGGCCUGUUUGGACCAUGAUGGCGUUGAUAGCAGAAAUCCCAAGAGACGCAGUCCGCUUCCCUAAUGAAUGGAUGUGUUCAGCCGAUAGCAAUUGAAUAUUUGAACACCUUCCCCCGGUGCCAUGAGCCCAGACUUGGAAGAAUUCUUGACACCCUGCGUGAUGCCACCAGCUUUCGCAUGAGGACGCAAUUUGGUUGCUCCGGGGAAGGACCAGUCUCGUGGUUCCGCGCUUCAAGCUUUUAUUUUCGGAUUCCGGAGUUCAUUUUAAGUGUAAACAUAGAUCAGGGAAUGCCGGUCUCGAAUAAUGGCCCCACAUCUCAAGCACCUUGAAGGUGAGGAGACGCGCGGUCCCAGUCGCAAAAAUACAAAGUGCGGCACAACGAAUGCCCUUCAUAGAACGCCUGUGAAAUUCGUUCCAAAUGAGACA
Molecule: messenger RNA, 2784 nt
Organism: Galendromus occidentalis (western predatory mite)
Lineage: Eukaryota; Metazoa; Arthropoda; Arachnida; Mesostigmata; Phytoseiidae
Gene: Cul2
Product: cullin 2
Exons: 13
Coding region: 1-2289 (762 amino acids)
Biological process (GO): ubiquitin-dependent protein catabolic process
Cellular component (GO): cullin-RING ubiquitin ligase complex
Molecular function (GO): ubiquitin protein ligase binding
Source: RefSeq, a predicted model, not a curated record